This is a messenger RNA of Blepharisma stoltei, 1720 nucleotides long. The record is from the annotation of a GenBank genome assembly. NCBI's taxonomy places the organism in Eukaryota, Ciliophora, Heterotrichea, Heterotrichida, Blepharismidae.
AUGGCAAGCCCACGACCUAAUACACAUAGAACCCCAGACCAGCGUGACCCAAUCUCUAGCAAUACUCGGGAUAAGGCUCAAGCUGCUAAAGAUUAUAUAGAGAAAAAAUAUUCUCGGCUUAAGAAAACAGAAGAAUCAAGAAAAGAAGAAUGGCAAGAACUCAACGUCAAAAUGGCUGAAUUAAAGCUUUCGAACACUGAACAGAACUUAAUUCGCCAAGAAAUCAUGCAUAAAGAAGCAGAACAGCUUCGUAUGGGUCGUCAAAAAAUAUGCCAAUUGGCAUAUAAAUAAAAUUUAAAAAAAAUUUAGCUUUUUAUUAUUUUGAAGUAAAAAAUAGACUACGAGCUUUUCUUUAGCCAUACUUAUAAAUGCAUUUUAGCAUAACAAUUUACGAUUUCGAACCAAUUUCUGUCAUAGGGAAAGGUGCAUUUGGAGAAGUCCGAGUUGUCAGAAACAAAAACACUGGCGAAAUCCUCGCUAUGAAGAAAAUGAACAAAUCCGAAAUGGUCUACAAAAACCAAAUCCAGCACAUCCGAGCUGAGAGAGAUGCUCUAGCUUCAUCAAACAACCCCUGGAUUGUGAGUCUCAAAAACUCUUUUCAAGACGAAAAAUACUUAUACCUUGUCAUGGAGUAUUUACCAGGUGGUGAUCUUAUGAAUUUACUUAUAAAGAAAAAUGUCCUUACAGAGCCAGAAGCUAGAUUUUAUAUCGCAGAAACCAUACUAGCUGUCGAUUCUGUCCACAAGAUAAAUUAUAUACAUAGAGAUUUAAAGGUAAAACACGAUUUUCCCUAUAAUUAAAUAUACAAAAAAGAAAAUUGUGGUAUUUUUUAUGUAAAAAAAUUAAACCUGAUUUAAAGCCUGACAAUAUUCUGCUUGACUCCCGAGGACACGUAAAACUUUCCGAUUUUGGCCUAUCAAAGCACGUCGAACUCUCCGGAGAAAAUGUCCAGAAACUUGAAGACGACGAUUUAUAUAUAGAAAAGCUUGGAAAACGAGCUGAAGCCAGAAGGAACAGGAAACUUGCCUAUUCAACUGUGGGGACUCCUGAUUACAUUGCUCCUGAAGUAUUCAGUAAAGAAGGCUACUGUGAAGCUGUCGACUGGUGGUCUGUAGGUGUAAUUUUAUUUGAAAUGCUUGCCGGAUAUCCUCCAUUUUUCGCUGACAAGCCUGCAGACACCUGCCAUAAAAUUUUAGCUUGGAAAAAGCAUUUUUCGAUCCCAAGAGAAGCGAGGAUUUCUCCUAUUGCUUCUGACCUUAUAAGGAAACUUAUAUGUCAGCCUGAAGACCGCCUUGGAAAUAGAGGGGUAGAAGAAAUAAAAUCUCAUCCUUUUUUCAAUGGGGUUAAUUGGGAAAACAUCAGAAACCUUGAAGCUCCAAAUGUCCCUGAGCUCAGCAGUGAAAUCGACACCAGCAAUUUUGACAAAAUUGAAGAAAAUGAGCCAUUUUACCCACCUGAGAGCUCGAGAAAAAAGAAACAGAGAAAAGACGCGAAUUUUAUUGGGUAUACCUAUAAGAGAGAUAUAGAAAACCAAAGGAAUGGCUUAGUGACUGCUUUAGUGGAGCUUGACGCUAUAAAGAAAACGACGCAAAGACAAGUUUUGAAGUCUCCAAGCAAUGGGAGAGAAGUAUUAAAAUCGCCGAGUAAUACAAGAGAAGUAUUAAAGUCUCCUACAAAUAUACUGAGAUCACCAGUUAAUGCAAGAAUUAUGAAGAAGUAA